UUGAAGCAUUUUCGUCGUUGCAAAUAGUUUUCCUAAAAUUUUAUUUUUGAAAGUAGGAAAAUUUGUUGAAUAUUCACAAGCCGCGAUGGGGGACAGCAAUCUCCUUUCGGCGUACAAGCUAAUCAACUCGCAGUUGGUGCUCAGCAAUCAAAAGCUGAAGGAAGAAAUCAAAGACAAAAUCGAGAUGAUCAACGCACUGAACGAAGAAGUAUUCAAAUACAGAGAGGAAAACAAAACGCUUCGCGAUAUGGUGCACAAGCUGGUGGAGCAAUUCAAAACCGUCACAACGAUCAUGGUAUCGGUUCGGGAUCAGAGUGAGUCGGUGUUCAACGUAGUAUUCAACGAACAUGCCAGAAAAGAACACGAACAACAAACUCGAAGGCCGGUGGCGGGUUUGUUCUACGAGAAGCGUCGUACCGAGUGCCCGCCGUAUGUGGACGAGGCAGCGAUCGCCGAGGGACAGGAUGAGAAUCAAUCGAUGGAAGACUACCGAUCCGCUAUCGCGGAAGAGGACGAUGACGAACUUGGCGAAGAGGAUGAGGAACAAGAGAAAGGUUCUACGCCUUCCAAGAGUCCACUGGUGAAGCGACUGGGAAGGAAGUCGAAGAAUCGCAGCUUUGAUGAAUCUUUUGAAACCAUAGACACGAACCGUGUUGUCAAGUCGGCCCGCAAGAGUCAGGAAUAUCUGCAAUGUAGAGAUUCGCGAGAUGGUAGGCACAGCGAAGAUGGAAGCAUUCAAGAUAGCACUGAUAGAGAGGAUAGCAACACUAGCAAAACUAUUAUGCCGCCGAUUAUCGUAGUAGAUGCUACGCUGACCGAUAGGAAGUUUGAAGGGCAAUCGACGAUUCGUAAGAGCAUUCUAGAAGUUAGCAGUUUUUCCGUAAAUUCCAGCAUCCCGAGUGACCAGAGUACCCAGAGCGAACUUAAUCCAACAACGGAUCAGAGUAUGCGGCCAGUAUCGAUGAAGCGAAUGGCAAGUGAUUCAAUGUUGACAACAUUAGUCGAACGGGAGAACAACAAGGAAAACAGUACUUUAGUUAACGACACGAUUUCCAACGCUGCCUCUUCUACGCCGGUCGUCAAAAAGUGUAAACCGAAGACAAUCUCCAAGCGCUUCACCGUCCUAUCUCCGGUACCAUUUGUGUCGCUGAAACCAUUGACGAAAGAAAAUCUGAGCGAACACAACAUAUCCUACGACCGAUUGGUGAAAAAUGCCAAAAAGGUCGUCAAGUAUGAAGAACCGGACAGCUGUAGCGAUCAGAACAGUAUAGAUUCCAACGAUUCUAGGAGACCCCGACGCAAGGCUGCCCCCAAAGUACUGAAGGAGCAAAGGAUCAACUUGAAAAUGCGACGAACGUAAUUUUUGUUCGAGUUUGUUUUUAAUGUUUUAGAUGUAGUUUAAAAAAAUAUUUGAACACCAGUGACGCCUACUAA
Ochlerotatus camptorhynchus is the source of this 1434-nucleotide messenger RNA. RefSeq lists its product as uncharacterized. The record is from RefSeq and is a predicted model, not a curated record. Lineage: Eukaryota; Metazoa; Arthropoda; Insecta; Diptera; Culicidae. The transcript is spliced from 2 exons. Bases 86 to 1360 code for a protein of 424 amino acids.